Molecule: messenger RNA, 990 nt
Organism: Geodia barretti
Lineage: Eukaryota; Metazoa; Porifera; Demospongiae; Tetractinellida; Geodiidae
Source: the annotation of a GenBank genome assembly
CUGGGAAACGUCGACCUGCAGUGUGGGCUGCGGCUGCGGGGAGCGCAGCUGGCGUACCAGACCUACGGCGAAUUGAACGCGCGCAAAGAUAACGUGAUCGUGUUCCCGACUUUCUUCGGUUCGCAGCACCCGGCCAACGAGCCGAUGAUCGGCCCCGGGAUGGCGCUGGACCCGACUCGGUACUUCAUCAUCAUUCCCAACCUGUUCGGCAACGGGUUGUCGUCGUCGCCCAGCAACACGCCGGAACCCUACGGCCGGGCGCGGUUCCCUAGGGUCACCUACUACGACAACAUCGGGUUCCAGCACCGGCUGGUCACCGAGCAGUUCGGCGUCGAGCGGAUCGCGCUGGUGUGCGGGUUCUCCAUGGGAGCGCAGCAGACCUUCCACUGGGGCGCGCUGUAUCCCGACAUGGUGGAGCGGAUCGCGCCGUGGUGCGGCUCGGCGAAGACGGCGCGGCACAACUUCGUCUUCCUGGAGGGCGUGAAGUCUGCCCUGUGUGCCGACGACGCGUGGCAGGGCGGCUGGUACGACAGCCCGCCAGCCAAGGGGCUGCGCGCGAUGUCGAGGGUGUACGCCGGCUGGGCGCCGUCGCAGGCGUUCUACCGGGAGAAGGUGUACCUAGACCUGGGGUUCUCGUCGCUGGAGGACUACCUGAUCACGGCGUGGGAAGGGCGAUACCUGCAGCAGGACGCCAACAACAUCCUCGCCAUGGUUGCCACAUGGCAGGCGGGGGACAUCAGCGACAACCCCUUGUACGGCGGGGACUUCGCCAAGGCAUUGGGGUCGAUCAAGGCCAGGGCCUUCGUGAUGCCGUCCCGCACGGACCAGUACUUCCCGCCAGAGGACAACGAGAUCGAGGUGUCGAUGAUGCCCAACGCGGACCUGCGGGUCAUCGAGACGAUCUGGGGCCAUACCGGCGGCGGGCCGGGCCGAAACCCGGCGGACACUGCGUUCAUCGACGCCCAGCUGAAGGAACUGCUGGCGAGCUGA